AUGGCCCUGUGGAUUCAGUGUCUCCCUUUGGCAGUUCUUCUCAUCCUAUUUACACCCACCACUCAAGCCUUAGCCAACCAGCACCUGUGUGGUCCUCACCUUGUAGAAGCCUUGUACUUGGUGUGUGGAGAAAGAGGCUUCUAUUACUACCCUAAGGUCAGACGGGAACUGGAGCAGCCAUUGGUGAACGGACCUCAAGGCAAUGAGCUGGAUGGGAUGCAGCUCCAGUCCCAGGAGUAUCAGAUGAGGAAGAGAGGCAUCGUGGAACAGUGCUGCCAUGGCACAUGCUCAUUGUAUGAACUUGAGAACUACUGCAACUAA
Messenger RNA from Hyla sarda, 321 nucleotides. RefSeq names its product insulin (gene INS). The transcript has 2 exons. Gene Ontology annotation, cellular component: extracellular region. NCBI's taxonomy places the organism in Eukaryota, Metazoa, Chordata, Amphibia, Anura, Hylidae. Gene Ontology annotation, molecular function: hormone activity. The record is from RefSeq and is a predicted model, not a curated record. The coding region runs from base 1 to 321 and encodes 106 amino acids.